UUCAUUUAUCUUUUUUUAUUAUUCCUCUUUGUUGUUUCAGUUUAUUGUUUUGCCCAGAACCCGUGAGGGCUAAGGGUGAAGUGGUCCGUUUAUUUUAUUUUGUACUCAGUGUGUAGACUAUCUGCGGUUAUUUGUUUUAUCUGGCACCUGUUGAGAUUUACGAUGCGCGCGUUCUUAUUCUUUUUCACUGCUUGUUGGACUUAACCAGUUCCACCGCUGGGUGGCGCGAGGCACUCAUCUGAAGACUUUAUUGGCAUGACAACCACACACGUGCGUUGUCAUGCCAAUAAACAGAAAAAGUAAAGACCAUUUAAAUUAAUCAAGGGGAAAUUAAAAAAAAAAAAAGCAUUUACAUCAGCCUACUAUAACUAAUGGAACCAUUUAUUAGGCUACUUGCACCCGCCAAGUAGCCAAUUGGCGUCAUCAGAAACUUAACACCCACGUCUGUAGACCUCUUUCACGCUAGUAUGCCGCGCGACUCGAAAUUCAUUGUCACCUGAUGCGACCUUUAAUCUAAAUUGCGCAACUGCCGGAGAUACAGUUGAUUUCAAUCGCCCUGCCCACUUGAGAAAGAGGCUCAGUGCCCAUAACCCCGGGAUUCACAUCACGUAUCGUAACACCCAGGGUAUGUCGGUAGCAUAAAAGCCCAGUAGUCUACUGCAGUUUGUGACUUCGAGCACAGAGGAAGGCACGAGACUAACCAUGUCGACUUACCUGCUUAUUACCGGAGUGGCGGUCGGUGUGUAUGUUGUCGUGUAUUAUAAGUUUGUCAAAGGAGCGCAGUGCAAGAGCAAAGCGAAACUACACGGCAAGACCGUCAUUAUAACCGGGGGCAACACUGGCAUUGGGAAGGCCACAGCCUUGGAGCUGGCCCGGAGGGGGGCGAGGGUGGUCCUGGCCUGCCGCAGCCGGCCAAGGGCAGAGGCUGCUGUCAACGACAUCAAGGAGAAGAGCGGGAGCAGUGAGGUGGUGUACAGGCAGCUGGACCUGGCCAGUCUGGAAUCGGUGCGCUCAUUCGCCGAGAACUUCCUGAAGACUGAGCCCAGGCUGGACCUGCUCAUCAACAAUGCAGGGCUUUUAAUGGGUGGCCGGACGGAGGAUGGGCUGGGCAUGAUGUUCGGCGUCAAUCACCUGGGCCACUUCCUGUUGACCAACCUGCUGCUGGAGAGGCUGAAGGAGGGCGGGGCGGCUCGCAUCGUCAACGUGGCCUCUCUGGGGCACCGAUUCGGCAGCAUCGACUUCGACUGUCUGAGCGCUCACAAGGAGCUCGGGCGGGGAAGCUCCACCUUUGGUCUGAUGAAGAUCUACAGCCACAGCAAGCUGUGCAACGUCCUCUUCACCCACGAGUUGGCUAAGAGGCUACAGGGCACCAACGUCACCUGCUACAGCCUGCACCCAGGUACGAUUAACACAGAGCUGAGUCGCAACACUAGCAGGGUGCUGAGGGUCCUGCUCCUGCCCAUCACCGCGCUCUUCUUCCGAGGCGUGGAGGCGGGGUCCCAGACCACGCUGCACUGCGCCCUUCAGGAGGACAUCGAGCGCCACAGCGGCCGCUACUUCUCCGACUGCGCCGUGCAGGAAGUGGACGCCAAAGCGCGCGACGACGCCGUGGCCAGGAAGCUGUGGGAAGUGAGCGAGACGCUGUGCGGCCUGCGCUGAGGCUCCGCCCACACCGUGCCCAAGCCCCGCCCUCAUCCCACAAACUCCUCCCCUUCUCUACUCAUGCCCCGCCCUCAUCCCCAUAAACUCCUCCACCUCCCCCUUACUCGCCCUCAUCCCACAUAAACUCCACCCUCUUCCCCAUCCAUGCCCUGCCCACAUAAACCCCUCCCUACUGCCUCACCUUUGCCCCGCCCACAUAAACCCUUCCCCCGGCCCCGCCACCAACGCCGUGGCCCGGAAGCCACUCCCACACCCUGCACAAGCCUCGCCCACUGCUCACUGCUACUCUGCCAACUGUGUUAUUUUCUAUCGUAUGAAAAUAUCAAUAAUUACUUCAAUAAUUGUGUCGGCCCUGUAAGAUAAUAAAAUCCUUUUAUACUAGUUGCCUUUUAUGAACGGUUACCAGUUUCUGAAUGUGCACUUGAUUUUUUGCGAAUGCUCCCAUAUGGCUGGCUGUUUUUAUUUUUAGUGUUUUCCUGUUACAGCUACAGAAACUACAUCUGCUAUAAGCGAGGAGUAGUUAUGUAAUCUAAACUCUGCAUUACUUUUCUCUGUGUUCAUGUUAUAUAUCUGUUCUCACUGUUUUAAGACCUGCAUGCUGUCCCUGUUUUAGUCUCAAAGGAAAGUCAGUGUUUUUUUUUCUGUUUGGGAGAUACGCUUGUUAACCACAACCAGCCCCAGAAAUUAAGAGAAAAAGAGUGAAUGGUUGGUUUGUUUGUUGCCCUUUUAUUAGAGCCCUGGUACGUCUGUGACAGAUUCAUGAGGUAGUAGAUCAUGCCUCGGGCGAAAUGCCUCUCUGAUAAUAUAAGAAGAAGAAGAAGAAGAUAUACUUUAUUGUAAUUUGUCCUCUGCCCUAGUUUGACCCAUUUGACCCACCCUAGUUACCUAGGAGCAGUGGGCAGCUGCCUCUCUUGUGCUGCGCCCGGGGACCAACUCCAGUUCUGAGGCCGUGGUCAAGGGGACCUGCAGGAGCGCACCUAACAUGCACGUCUUUGAGUGUGGGAGGAAACCGGAGUACCCGGAGUAAACCCACGCGAACACGGGGAGAACAUGCAAACUCUGCACAGAAAAAAAGAAAGGCCCCAAGCGGAGAUUCGAACCCACAACCUUCUUGCUGUGAGGCGACAGUGCUAACCACUAUGCCGCCGUGUUCCUCCUUACUGUGAACGUGCGGUCUUCUGUCCUGGUGCGCUUGUGCUGAUAUCCAACGUUAAUCAGCCAUUGGCUUACGCUGAUCCGUUUUGAGGUCAUCCAGCGAUAACACCAGUCUGAAUCUGGGCUGAAUUCCAUUUCACUUCAGGAAAUCAACUGAAAUCCAGUUCUUGAAUUUAAAGGUGCUCAUAAUUUUCUAAAAAGAUUUUUUUUAUUCCAAUUAGUUGGUUGAAUUUUAAUAAACUUUUAAUUUCAUAAAAAUUA
Anguilla rostrata (American eel) is the source of this 3078-nucleotide messenger RNA. RefSeq names its product dehydrogenase/reductase SDR family member 13-like. The record is from RefSeq and is a predicted model, not a curated record. The coding region runs from base 703 to 1659 and encodes 318 amino acids. Lineage: Eukaryota; Metazoa; Chordata; Actinopteri; Anguilliformes; Anguillidae. The transcript is spliced from 5 exons.